AUGAGUGAGAGAGAUCUUGUACAUCAUUACAAAGUUUUAAAACAGUUUCUAGCCAUAUCGGAUGAUCAACAAUCUAGAGCUAAAUCAAGUUCUUCAAGAGCUCAAAGAGCUAGAGAGAAAUUGUUGAAAUUAUCUUCAGCUCAAUUUAAAGAGUUGAGUACCGAUGUUUAUGAUGAAUUAAGAAGAAGAAUUGAUGAAAGUAGAACUGAACCUGAUUAUUUGUUACCAAAAACUUCUUUUCAUCCAAAGAGAAAUCAAGCAAGACAAAAAUUGGCAUCAUUACCUCAAACAAGAUUUAAAGAUUUAGUGGCUGAUAUAUCAUACGAAAUCGAAAGAAGAGAAUUACAUAUAGAACGUAAUCUGCAGCAUUCUUAUAACCCUUCAGUAUCUUCAAAUGGAAGUUUUCAACAACAACAACAACAACAAUCGUCAAAGUCUCAUGAUCGUAAACCGUCAUUAGCUUCACAUGGUUCUAAUAAUGAAUUCACCGGUGGUUUCCAUAGUCGUCUGGCUUCCCAUCAUUUGAAUGAAAAUUUUCCUAAACAAAUUGAAGAAGAAAAAGCUGAAUCUCCAGAAAGCGAAGAUGCCCAUACCACUUCAAGUAAGAAUAUCACAUUGCCAAAUGCAGAAGCUUCUAACCAAUCAAUAGGUAUACAAUCUUCACAAGUGGUUCCUACAAAAGCGAAUAUUACUUGGUCCAGUGAUGAAGAAGAAGAAGAAGAAGAAGAGAAGGAAGAGGACUUGAACCACGAAGACAACAAGGGAACAGAUCAAGUUAAAAGAGAAAUUGUUCCAGAAUCUACAACAUCUGUGUCUCAAGUACAUCCACAACAACAACAACCACUUCAAGAGCAUACCAAAGAUUUGACAACAGAAAAUAACAAUGAAGAGUUAAUGAAAUUGGAAUCUUUGGUUAAAGAACUCAAGGCUAAAUUGGAUGCAUCUGAUUUGGAAAACCUGAAAUUACAAAGUAAACUUCAGUCACUUCAGGAAGAACAUGACUUUUCAGUGAAUCAAAACAAGUCUCUUAGCAAUGAAUUGGAAAGUUUAGGUCAAGAAAAGAAAGAAUGGUUGAAUAAACAAGAUCAAUUUAGUAAAUCUACCAGUGAGUUCCAGGAAUUAACUAAAGAAUUGGAUCGAAUGAAGUCAAUCAAUGCUGCUUUGAGACUCGAAAAUCAAUCUUUAAAGAACACAUCCCCUGUUUCUAGAAAUAUCAGCAACUCUCCUCCAUCUAUGAGAGCCGCUCCUGUUGUAGCAACUGCUGCCGCUGCUCCUGUUGUAGCUGCUGCUACUGCUACAAAUGCUAUUACUUCCACUACUAGCAGUAGCGCUGAUAAUGCUAAGGAUACAUCCACCAACCCUUCAAGCUUAUCUCAAAAGGAAUUGAAGGAAUUCUUGGAGAAAUUAGAGAAAGCACAACCACCAGCAUCAGUGAGUUCUAAUAAUGCCGUUAGCAGUGAAUUGAGAAGACAAGUCAAACAUUGGCAAAGAAGAUAUGAAGAUUCAAGAUCAAAUGCGAUUGCCAAAGAUAUCAAAAAAGCAACUUCAUCUAAAUUUGAAUUACAACCAUUUGUUUCGUCCCAUGGUUUAAUUUCAAUCAAAUUGGUUAGUGAUGCCCAAGCUUUAUUUGAAUCAUUCUUAAGCUACAUUGAAACCGAAAACUUUGAUGCAGAUAUUUUGUUUGAAAAGAUUUCCAAGAUUGCUGUUGUUAUCAAUGAAAUUGCUAACCAAGGUGAUGAUCUGCAACCUGGUUCCAAUGAGAAAUCAGCUGUUUUAAGGGAAACCGUGUCUCAUGCCUUAACUGCUACUAGAUACCACGCAAUUUACAAGCAGUUGUUCCCUCGAUAUAUUGUUGAAAGAUCUAUUGUGGAAGUCAAUUGUGCCCUUUGUGAUUUGGUUGCUAUGUGUAAAUUAAAUAAAAACUCAACAAACUUACGAGUUCUUGACAUUGAUACCAAAACGUCCAAGAAAUUAGCAAAUGAAAGCAUAGCACAACAACGUCCAGUUGAUAACAAGAGAAGAUCAUUGAAUGACGAUUUUGGUGUUAGACCGUUGAGAAUGGCCAAUAAAUUAAAGGUUAAUCAGAGCCAACAAGAAUCACAACAACAAACCAAGUCCAUACCAAAGCCACUUCAAUUACAACCACAGCAACAUGAACAUGAACAUGAACAAGAUGAAUCAUCAGGUUACAACCGUCAACCACAACAGUCAUCAUCAUACCAAAAUUUGAAGAAAGAUCUUGACGAAUCAUCACCAUUUAUUGACACAUCUAAGGAUAAGUCAAUUAAAACCAAAACAACAAGCGCAUUUGCAGCAUUGAGAGAACAGAGAGAAAAAGAAAAGGAUGCGAAAGCAGCAAAGGGUAAUUCAACUACCAACCCAGCAUUGAUGGGUGCCACUACUAUUGCUCUUGCUGCCGAAGGAGCCAACUCAGUUUCACAUAUUCCAAGAGUUGUCACUAAAAAUAGAAGCCCAAAUACUUCUACUGAACUACAUGCUGGUGAAGGUUCCACCAUUCCUUCUAUGAAUGCUGUACAACCUAAGAGAAAGGAAACACAUAAUGUAGCUUUUAAUGAUCAACCUGUAUCUAUUCCAGCCAAUAACCGUGAUAUUUAUGAUUCAGAUUCCGCUGAUACUGAACGAUAUGAUGAUGACAAUGAUGAUGAUUUAACUGUUUCUCCAAAUCAUUUCUCCAAAAUUCAGAAUGAUACCAGUUUUGCCAGCAAUGCUAGCAAUAACUCGAUUAAAGACACCGUUAGCCCUGCCAAGAACUUUGGUGUAAGUGUCAAACGUAAUAUUGUGGAUGAAAGUCCAAUCAAACUUCCUGGUCAUCAAACCGUUGAAACAUCCAGAAAUAUUUCUGCUUAUCCUGAUAAUGGUUUCCAACAGCAAGACUCAUUUGAAGGUAAUAAUAGUGAACCAGCUACGAAGUCUGUCACUGACAAUUCUUCUGAACGUAAUGUUCCUCACAAUGGUUUGAUACAAACUUCAAAUUUUUCUCCUGAACAAGGAAAUGAAGACAACCAACAAGCUCCGCUGCCAACCAGAAGCUUUGCUAGUACACAUAAUACCAGCUUUGAUACCGCAUUAGAUAAUAGUUUUACCAAGAGCAAUGGGUCUAGUAAUCAAAUGGAGAACAGCUCUGAUAAAGUAGAAAAGGAAGAGUCUUCUUUGGAGAAGAGUGCUGAUUCAAUUGAUCCUGAAAUGACAUAUAGGGAAAAGAGUAGCAUUGCUCUGUUGGCAUCUAAGUAUGAAAAUGGUGAAGCUGAUACCUCAUCAUCUUUUAGUAAAAAGUCUCCUCCAGUUCAAAAUAAGAUCAGUGGCAGUAGCCAUGGAGUUCAUGAAUUGGCUAGCAGAAUUAAUUCUCAAGAAUCAACGCCAAGUUCAUACAAUCCAACUUCACCACCGAUCAAAACAUCACCAACUAAAAACAGUAUCCUUGAAAAGGUUAAACAGUUUGAAAGUCCAGGAAGUGAUCAUUUGUCAAAAUCACCUUCUCCACAAAAAUCAAUACAAGAUAAAGUUCCAUUCAAGUCAGUGAGAACUUCAUUAGAUCUGAAUAGAUCCCAAAAGAGUGUUGAUGAACCUAAGCAAUUAUCUGAACCAUUUAGUGCAAUUCAUCUGACAACUAGUGGCUCCGAUUCUAAGAAGGAUACCGGUUCAAGUGUAGUAGCAUCUGCAGCUGCUGGAAUUACUGCUGCCGCUGCAGCCGCCGCCGCCGCUGCUUCAUCUUCAUCCACAUCAUCAGGAUCCACUUCAUCUACUACAAAUCCUGGUAAAGGUAAAGGUUUGUUCCAAGCUUUCAAAGAAAGGUUUACUGGUGAAUCCAGUGCUCAUGAAGAAGAGAAUGCCAAACAAAUAGAUGCUUCUAAUUCCGAUGGUACUAUUUCCGACAAUGAAAAACAAACUGACAAUGUGAUCAGUACUGUUGAAACUUCUCCUCCAAAGGAUGUUGAUGAUGAAAUUGUUGGCAAACUUGUUCCAGUACAAUAUACUACUAAAAAAGAAAAUUCAUUCGAUGCUGAUGAUGACUUGAAUGAUAACAAUACUUCUGGCCCAAAAUCAUUUGUUAGUGCACAACCAAUUGUUCACGGUUCUUCUCAAGGAUCAAUCUAUCAAUCUGCUGAAAGUUCUAAUGCUGCAGACGAAGAUCUUACUUUGCAAAGUCAGAAGAAACAACCUGUAAGCAAGUCCGUUUCCAAACAAGAUGAAGUUAAUGACGAUGACGAUGACGAUGAAGGCGAAGAUGAAGACGAAGACGAAGAUGACAACGACGAAACUGAAGAAGAAAUCAGAGCUAGACAACGUCAGGAAUACAGAAAAUCAAUGGCCGCAGCUACAUUCAAUAUUGACAUGUUUGAUAUUGAUGAUCCAGACAAUACUUUAACCCAGGUUUUACUUUAUUUGGAACAUCAAACUGUUCAAGUAAUUAAUACCAUUCAAUCAUUACUUGCAGCAAUCAAGAAGCCAAAUGCUACCAGAGGUGAAUUGCGUGAAAGAACUAAAGCCAUUACUGUUGUUAUUUCACAAAUGACUGAAGCUACUAAUACAUCGAUGAACCAAACCCGUAAUGCGCAAUUAAAGGAACACGGAAGUUGGGUUGUUAGAAGCUUAGAAGACUGUUAUCAUAGAAUGAAUAACUUGUGCAAACCUGGAGAAAAGCCAGAUUCUUCAUUUGCGGAUAAGAAUUUCAAACAAAGAUUGGCCGGUAUCUCUUUUGAUAUUGCUAAAUGUACCAAAGAAUUGGUUAAAACUGUGGAAGAAGCAAGUCUUAAAGAAGAUAUUGCUUACCUUGAUGCUAGAUUGAGUCAACACUUAGACUAG
Messenger RNA from Candida tropicalis MYA-3404, 4824 nucleotides. It is a transcript of the gene SPA2, whose product is annotated as Spa2p. Gene Ontology annotation, cellular component: actomyosin contractile ring; mating projection tip; cell cortex of growing cell tip. The record is from RefSeq and is a predicted model, not a curated record. Lineage: Eukaryota; Fungi; Ascomycota; Pichiomycetes; Serinales; Debaryomycetaceae. The transcript has a single exon. Gene Ontology annotation, biological process: mating projection formation; pseudohyphal growth; invasive filamentous growth. The coding region runs from base 1 to 4824 and encodes 1607 amino acids. Gene Ontology annotation, molecular function: MAP kinase scaffold activity.